Messenger RNA from Truncatella angustata, 1677 nucleotides. RefSeq names its product amidase. The record is from RefSeq and is a predicted model, not a curated record. NCBI's taxonomy places the organism in Eukaryota, Fungi, Ascomycota, Sordariomycetes, Amphisphaeriales, Sporocadaceae. The transcript has 2 exons. Bases 1 to 1677 code for a protein of 558 amino acids.
AUGGCUUCCUACAUUCAACACAAGAGGGACUGCCGCUCCAAACAAGAUGAACGUAAAAGAAGACUACAGGGAUUGACACAAUGUCGUGGACCUUUCACAAGCUUUGAUCGUGGAGUCAUUGACAGACCAAUCGAGGAACUCGUUCAUGAUGUGCACAAGGGCGUUGUCCAGCCCGUAGAUAUCCUGCGAACUUAUGGUAGAGUUGCGUUGAAAGCUCACGAAAAGACAAACUGCGUGACCGAAGUCAUGGUGAACGAGGCAGAGGGCUGGCUUGAAGAUGGCUCGAUCAAUCUGAAAGGGCCUCUAGCGGGUAUCCCUGUCAGCUUGAAAGACACGAUCAUUGUAGGAGGUUUCGACACCACUGUUGGCUUUAGCAGUUUUGUUGGCAACCAGACCCCGUUGGAUGGUCCUGUCGUGAAGCUUUUGAAAGACGCUGGCGCUGUCCCCUAUGUCAAGACAAACAUGCCCAUUACGCUUUUAAGCUUCGAAUCCACCAAUGAUGUAUGGGGCCGAUGCACAAAUCCUCAUAACAACAAAUAUUCCCCCGGAGGUUCGACUGGCGGCGAAUCUGCACUGCUUGCUCUUGGUGGCCGGAUUGGUAUUGGAAGUGAUGUGGCAGGGAGCGUGCGGGUACCAGCUCACUUUGCGGGCAUUUACAGUCUACGGUGCUCUACUGGACGCUGGCCGAAGCUAGGAUUCUGCACGAGCAUGCCCGGACAGGAGGGCGUUCCUAGUGUAUACUCGCCCAUGACUAGGACUUUGAACGACCUAACUUAUUUCACGCGCUCAAUUAUCAACAUGGAACCCUGGAAAUACGACCCCUCGGUUCAUCCGCUCUCCUGGCGGUCUGAGAUUGAGAAGGAGUACGCGGCUAGAUCCAAGCUCAAGGUCGGUAUCUUGAGGACAGAUGGUGUUGUGGAUCCAAGUCCUGCCUGUGCCAGGGCAAUGAGACAAGUUGAGGAUGCGCUCAGAGCAGAAGGGCAUGAAAUUGUGGAAAUCGACCCGCCAUCGCCAUACGAAGCACUACAAAUUGGUUCACUUUUACUCAAUGCAGAUGGAUGCCAGAUGUUUCGGUCUUUCUUCCGAACUGGCGAAUGGAACGACCCUGGUGCUCAUCAGAUGGAGUGGCUCAUGAACCUGCCACGGCCUUUCAAGUACUUCUACUACCUCUGGGUCAAGUACAUCCGAAGGGAUGAUAUCUGGGCCGGGCUAAUUCGAGGAUGGCAUCAGAAGAGUGCUUUUGAGAACUGGCAGCUGGUGGCAAAACGAGAGGCUUACCGAGUAAAGUGGUUUCAAUGGUGGAACUCGGCGGAUAUCGAUUUCAUCCUGACACCACCAAACGCCACUCCUGCAGUGCCUCACGACGGAAUGAAAGAUGCUGUGAGCAGUUGUGGCUAUACUUUCCUGUUCAAUGUUCUCGAUUAUACAGCUGGUGUGCUACCGGUAACACAUGUCGACAAGAACCUUGAUCAGCUUCCCGGCGGGUUUGAUAUCAAGAAGCUCAACGGUGUUGCCCAGGGUGCUUACAAGUUAUAUGAUGCCGAAGCGAUGCACGGCCUGCCGGUUGGUGUCCAGGUUGUAGGGAGGCGUCUGGAAGAGGAGAAGGUUCUCGCUAUUAUGAAGAGAGUCGAGAAUGCACUCGGCGACAGCAAGUAUAAACACCUUGACAUCGACUAA